This is a messenger RNA of Lolium perenne, 396 nucleotides long. The record is from RefSeq and is a predicted model, not a curated record. NCBI's taxonomy places the organism in Eukaryota, Viridiplantae, Streptophyta, Magnoliopsida, Poales, Poaceae.
AUGGCUGCCGGCGCUCACGGAUCUGGGGCGAAAAAGGGCUCGAAAGGGGCCCGGGGCACCUUCCCCGGCCCGAACUCGAGGCGGGCAGAUCUGGCGCGCAACACCUUCUUCCCAGGACCCCUCCACGCCGGAGCGGACGGGCACCGCAGCUGCCGGCCGAGCCGCUCGCCGGAUCGGAGCCCACUCGCGCCGCCAUCACCUUCACCAGCCCGCCAGGGCUCGAGCUCUCACCACCCGCGCCGGAGCCGCUCCAAGGAGCCGCCUCCGCCACGAGCACGCCAUGGAUGCGCCAUCACCACACCGAGGUCGGAGCUCUGCGCCGCCGCGCCCGCCGCCCAGCGCGACGCCCUCACUGGCCGCCACGGCCCGCGCCACGGCCACCGCGCGAGGGGGUAG